UGGGGGCUCCCGCUUCGGGGUCGCCGCCCGCCUCAUGAGGGACAGCCCCGGUGUGGGCUUGUUGAGCUCCAGCGGUUCAAUAUGUGAGGCGCCGCCUCACCCCACAGUUAACCGGGGAUGUGUUUACCGCGCUGAGGGCUUUGUCGGUCCCUCACGGUGACCUCGCAGACUCCCUGCGCUGCUGAAGGGAGCGCAGCACCCCAUGUAGUCGCAGCCUAGGUGGGAGGCAUCCCCCCCAACUUCAAAAAAAAAAAGCCCUGGGGGUGGCCGCUGUGGAGGUGCAGGGUCUGCCCCGCUCCUCCGAGCCGCCGGGGGGUGCCCGGCUCCGCUGCAGCUUGGGGGCGGUGCUGGGCGGGAGUUCCAACUGGCUGAGGGGAAGGAGCUGAGGGGGGCGGCAGCGGCUGGGCGCCUUUCUCUUCACUCGGAGCCAGCUGCUAACCCCUACCGUGUUUCUGAGGGAUGUCCUCGCUGGAGAGCGUCUCCGGGACGCCGGUGAAGGACGGGGAAAGGUCCGAGAAGAAGCAGAAAGGAGGAAGAAUCGUGAAGUCCCGCUACCUGCAGUACGAAAAGAAAGACCCCAAGAAGGAUACCACAGCAACUUCCUUUUCAAAGUCGAUUUCUAAAGCACCUUCUGCAGUUAAACCAAAAUCGGUUCCUCCUCAGAAAAGUAAAGCUUCUGCUGGUGUUGUUUCUGGCUCAUUAAAUCAAAGUAGCUUUGAGAAAAGUGAUUUGCAGUCCACAUUAUUAGAUGGAGAUAAAGUUACUAGACCAGACCUUGAUCUUUCAGCUAUUAACGGUAAAACUACCUUUACCAGGACUCCUGGUUCAAAAUCUUCUUGCAAAAAAGAUACGGGGACAUGUGGAGAAAACCAGGAAUCGGAAUGUGAUACUGAUGUUCUGAGGGAAAUGCUGGCAUCUCAGACACUGAUUUUAACUUACCUAAGCGUGAAGGCUGAAAACGAUGUUGCUGAGCUUGAGAAAAAAGCAGAAGAAAACUUGUUAUUGUUGUGUGAAGAAAAGGAGAGAGAACAGGAGAAACUCUAUGAGUUGAAGCGUGAGGUUCUGCUCAGAGAGAGAGAGCAGAGACUUGAAGAGGCGUUAGACAAACAGAUGGAAGUACUUUCUCCUCUUGUUUCUGUUUUGGGGCGCUUUAAAGAGCAAUACAAAAGCUUUGCAGCUUCCCUGGAUGCUACUAGGCAUGAAUUACCCAUAAGGAAUAUUCACAUAGAGGGAGAUAAGCCAACGUACUUAGAUGAAAUGCAAAAGCAGUUAACCAUCACACAGGAACUUCUGGCAGAAGUUAUGCCAAGCUACUCAGAAGAAAGUGCAGAAGCAUGCACUGUACUGAAAGACAUUAAAGAGGUGUCUCAAGAACUGGAUAAAGAGCUUCAAAGGAGCUUCGCCCAAGUGCAGAACCUGUCAUAUGAAGUUAGUAAAGAAAUUUCACUGCAUAAUCAAAGUAUAUGUGAAGACAAUUAUGGACUAGAUGUUGUGAAACACUGGUACUUCAACUAAGUUUGUGUAUUUUAUUUUUUUACUAAUGGGUGGGUGCUAAAUCAGUAUCAUUAGACUUGUUAUCUUUUUUGCUUCUUUGUUUCACACCCUUCAUUUACAUAUGAACAUACAACUUGUCCGGUUCUUCAGUUAUACCAGAAUAUGAAAGAAGCAGCGUGGAUGACUAAACUAACAUAAGAAUGGUGUUUUGUCCUGCAUGCUGCCCUAUAAGGAGACAUCUUUUUUAAACAUGCAUUUCUGUGGUGCCUUUCUCGUCACUUGCUGCCUUGACAAUAUCGAAAGGUACAUAAUAAGAAAUCAUAUUCUUGGCAAAUAUGAACUAUGUGUUCUUACUUUAUUGCACCUGUUUUCAAGUGCGUUGCUUUACGUCUCUUCCCAAGGUAGUGUUCCUUAGAGGGCAAUGUAUCAGAACAGAAAUGUGGAACUGUGUAUGUCGUACUGUGUGUUGAUUUAGUCAGGAGGACCUGUAGGGAUGUACAGCAUUGUACAUCAUUGGUGACUCAGUGAACAGCUUCUGGAGGAACUCUUAAUUGUCCCUUGUUUCUGGAUUUUCCAAGAGGAAAAGCUGUGUGGAUAAUGAGGCUGAUGAAUGGAAGAGGAGCCUGGUCACUUGUAACAAGUGGAAAGUUUUGGUAAAUUGUUGCCUAAUUGCCAUGGAAACAAGUUACUAAAACAUACACUUUUGUAUUAACUUGAAACUUUCUUUUUAAGUACUUGAUAUUUUUACAAUAAAGAUUGUUUUCCACUGCUGUGUUAAGAGCCA
Anas platyrhynchos (mallard) is the source of this 2278-nucleotide messenger RNA. It is a transcript of the gene HAUS8, whose product is annotated as HAUS augmin like complex subunit 8. Gene Ontology annotation, molecular function: microtubule binding. Gene Ontology annotation, biological process: centrosome cycle; spindle assembly. The record is from RefSeq and is a predicted model, not a curated record. Gene Ontology annotation, cellular component: nuclear microtubule; centrosome; cytoplasm. NCBI's taxonomy places the organism in Eukaryota, Metazoa, Chordata, Aves, Anseriformes, Anatidae.